This is a messenger RNA of Chondrus crispus (carragheen), 1423 nucleotides long. RefSeq lists its product as hypothetical. The record is from RefSeq and is a predicted model, not a curated record. The coding region runs from base 1 to 201 and encodes 66 amino acids. Lineage: Eukaryota; Rhodophyta; Florideophyceae; Gigartinales; Gigartinaceae. The transcript has 2 exons.
AUGCUGUAUAGCUCCUGCAUUACGGCCGCCGUUGCCGUGUUUGGAAAGCAGUAUCGUCGGAGAGUAGCAACACUUGCGGCGCAGCCGCAAGUGUUGUGGACAAAUUGCAGGCAGCGUUGCUCCCUUCUAUCACACAGACCUCCGGCCUUUAGUUCUUCAUCUCCGCCUUGUCGUUUAUCCCCUGUCCGCUUUGCGUCAUAACUUUUCCCGGCUUGGAGUCGUAUGAGGUCGAGGAGCCAUCCCCGCGACUUUCCGAAUACCAGACUCUGCAAUCGAUGGAGGUAUCAGAAGAAGAUUUGCAUGAGUUUUCUAGAAAGGAAUCAAUGACUUCAUCAGUUCCACUCUCAUUGUGGCUUACCGCGUGGCCCGGGCAGUGUUCAUUGUUUUGCAGUGGUCUGGAUUGAGCCAGGCCUUUGAGCUACCGAUUGACGUUAACAGGGGCACGUCUGCUGUUCUAGCUAUCAUCGUUCUCAGUUUUUUCUCGCUCCCUCUCUUUGCUCCCGAAGUAAUCCAUGAACGUCCCUUUUCUGACACGUCGGCAGCGCAAACACGUCCCAAACCGUCUUUGUUCGAGGCUCCAGGCGAUCGCUGCUUUUCCUACCUCUGCUUCGGUACUUCGCAUUAGCUGGUUGAGGUGGCCUUACCCUCCUCGUAGAGGCGACCUUCUUAGUGCAUAAUCGCUUGUAUCUCAAUGCCGUGUCGGCUAUGGUCAAGUUCGAUCCGGAGAUAGUCAGUCGUGUCGUGCGCAGCUACGUCAUUGUCUUAUCGGCUGGCAAUACGGCUGCACGACUCUUCAUCCGCAGGGUGAUGGAUUGGAGCGAGACUACUAUCGAACGGCACAUGUGAAAGUAUGAUAUCACCCUCAUCGAUUCCGUCGUCAUAUCCGUUCGCACUACUCGCUAUAGCUUUCGCAAGGUCUUGGGUUUUGUGUAUUUCAAUUGCUCUGGUAGGAUUUUGUUAUGGUGCAUGGUUUUCAAGUACGCCUGCUCUCACGACCCUUUGGUUUGGGGUGCCGCAGUUUCCGAGGAAUUUGGGAUAAGUUUCUUCCUUUAUAGUUUUGGGGUCUGCAACCCUAGCAAGCACCAUUCCUUUGUAUUUGCACUCAGCGUUUGGGGAAUGGACUUCGUUGCCAGUUGUUGGGGGUCUUCCAAAUGAGGCACAUUGUUUGUACAGGAUUGAUGUGUACGAUUCCAUCGUUUUGCAUGCUAGCGGCUAUUCAGGCGAAUAUGGCCAUCGAUUGCGCUCAUUUGUACAUGCCAAGAUGGAAAUCUGUACGCAUUGAGAUUGACCGUUGAUUGCAAAUAGUUUUACCGUAUUAGUUCAUGGUGCUGUGUCAUAGCCAAGCAUCGGCGAUUGUAUUUCUGAAGGAAUGUAGAGUUUUGUAGAGUAAGAUGGCAACUUUUGUAAAGGAAAGCACUGCAAA